AAUGUCGGGCCUCUACUUCCUUUUCCCUUUCUUCGAUCGGCGAAGAAGCGGGCGGCGCGAGUUCUCCAUCGCGCCAGCCACCCCUUCCCGCCGGUUGAGUCAAGUCUACCGGCUUCGCACCUCCUCGGCGAUUGAUCCGAUCGAUGCCUCUUGCCUCGCCGGGAUUCCUGAAUCACGAAGUGCUGGCAAUGCUUAUGCGAAACUAGGGCAGAUCGGGCUCUUCCGCUCUUCGUUCGCCGGUCCCGUCUAAUAUGCCCUCCGUCGUCGCAAAGUCCUCUUACCAGAGGACUCUUAUUGAUGGGGACGGAGACGGGAGCGGAGACGGGAGUGGGAAGACACAUCUCUAUUUGAACAUUUACGACAUCUCGCCGGUAAAUAAGUACUUAUAUUAUUUGGGCCUCGGCAUCUUCCAUUCCGGGAUUGAAGCCCAUGGCAUGGAAUAUGGAUUCGGAGCACAUGAGUUCUCGAUGAGCGGGGUAUUUGAAGUAGAGCCAAAAAGCUGUCCUGGAUUUAUCUUCAGACGAUCUGUGUGGCUGGGCACCACAAAUAUGUGUCGCUCAGAAUUUCGCUUAUUUAUCGAAGAUAUUUCUGAGAAAUACUAUGGAGACACCUACCAUUUGAUGGACAAGAACUGCAACCAUUUUACAGAUGAGGUAAGCAUGCUGCUGAUAGGGAAGCCAAUUCCAGGAUGGGUGAAUCGACUCGCUAAAAUUGGAUCAUGCUGCAGCUGUAUUUUUCCUGAAAACAUCCGGAUUGAAGCAGCCGGAGAGUUACCACCUCGUCCAUCUUCUUCUGAUGGGUCGGACAUAUUUGAUUUGUCAUGCCUACAAGGAUUGGCUGAAGAGUCAGACCGCCAAUGUUUGAUGAAACCAAACGAUGGCUUUGUGCAUGCAAAUGAUAAGCCACCAAAGGAUCACUAGACAAGACAUUUAUUGAAUUUGCGAUUGCUAAACAUGUCGGCUCAUUAUUCUUGUUCAUUGUAAAUGGUUGCCUUCUCGAUACGUGAACAGGAAUUAUUGUCAUGCAUGGCUUCUUUAACUGUGUUCUUUCCGUGCGUCUGAUCUCUGAUCAUUGUUUACUUUCACAAGUUCAAAGAGAAGUAUUGGCCAGAGACA
This is a messenger RNA of Zingiber officinale, 1115 nucleotides long. RefSeq names its product deSI-like protein At4g17486. The record is from RefSeq and is a predicted model, not a curated record. Lineage: Eukaryota; Viridiplantae; Streptophyta; Magnoliopsida; Zingiberales; Zingiberaceae. The coding region runs from base 252 to 920 and encodes 222 amino acids. The transcript has 4 exons. Gene Ontology annotation, biological process: protein deubiquitination. Gene Ontology annotation, molecular function: deubiquitinase activity.